Messenger RNA from Sarcophilus harrisii (Tasmanian devil), 2336 nucleotides. RefSeq names its product membrane frizzled-related protein (gene MFRP). The record is from RefSeq and is a predicted model, not a curated record. NCBI's taxonomy places the organism in Eukaryota, Metazoa, Chordata, Mammalia, Dasyuromorphia, Dasyuridae. Gene Ontology annotation, molecular function: protein binding. The transcript has 13 exons. Bases 270 to 2018 code for a protein of 582 amino acids.
CCUCAGCAUCCUCAGCUGAGUUGGAUUAAAGGGAGAUUUGGUGCUUUUGCACAUUCCUUGUGGGCUGCUGCCCCCUCUCCCUCCCAGACCCAACAGCUAGUCAGUGCCUGGACUCCAUCUGAUGAAGUCAGCCUGGAGUGGAGCAAAGAAAAGGAGCCUAGCAUUUCAGAGGACACAAGCUACCUCCUGAACCUCAUCUCUGUCAUUUCAGGGGGUCCACACACAAGCUGCCACAAGAACCACCUGAGGAACCUGAGGGUCACUGAGCCAUGAAAGACUACACAGAUAUUGCCCUCUGUGCUGACACAGCAAAGUGGAGAAAGCCUGAAUUCUGUAAUCCAGCUUUUGAGCCUGAGGCUGGAUUGUCCACCCUGUCUCCAACCCAUCAGGAAAAUGGGAGCAGCCCUAGAGCUCAUUGCCAUGGUAACAGUGGUCUGGCCUGGAGGUACCAAACAGACCGCCAGUUCUCCUGGCUGUGUGCGGCUCUCCUCUCCACUCUGCUAUUCUUGCUUCUGGGACUUCUCACCAUCAUUAUCCUGACCCAACUGAAGCCUACAUCUCCACCGGGGACAUCUCCCAGCCUUCUAUCCCCUCAAGAGUUCAGUAAUACCACAGACAUCAUCAGGCCUGGUAUUCAAGGCGAGCUGGCUACAGACCUUACUCCUGAGCCCACUUGUGGGGGGCUCCUGCUUGACCUAGAGGGAUCUUUCACCUCUCCCAACUACCCGGACCCAUACCCACCGGAUGCCUACUGCAUAUGGCAUAUCCAGGUAGUACCUGACCAGGUGGUACAACUCAAAAUAGAGGCAUUCAGCAUGGAUGAUGUGGCCUCCUGCCUGUUUGAUUGGCUGGAAAUCUCCCUAGAGCCAGAAGAACAAGAGAACCCGGAAAGCCCCAUGGUCAGGGUUUGUGGAAAAGUGCCACCAGUCAUACUCAACACCAAUGCCAGUCGCCUCCGGGUGCUCUUUGUCUCUGAUAGAAGCGUGGGAGGGAUUGGAUUCCGUGCCUGGUACCAGGCUGUGACCCCUAGAGAGGGGGGAUGCAAUGAGGACAAGUUUCCCUGUGACCAUCUCUUCUGCCUACAAUCCGAUGCUGUGUGUGAUGGUUUCACCAACUGUCAGGACGCCAGUGAUGAGACCAAUUGCAGCAGUAAAGACUCGGACUGUGGAGGGUCUCUGAAUGAGCUCCAUGGCACCUUUUCUACCCCAAACUACCCAAAGCCCUACCCUCAUCAGCAGUUUUGUCUCUGGCAGAUCUCAGUACCCCCUGGACAUGGCAUUGAGCUGCGUUUCCACAACUUCAGCCUGGAAGCCCAUCAGGAUUGUGAAUUUGACUAUGUGGAAAUCCAUGAGAACACUGACACAGGAGCCCUCAACUUGAUGGGCAGGUUCUGUGGUCCCAAGCUGCCUCCACCUCUCGUGUCCUCACACCAUGAACUGACUGUGGUCUUUGUGACGGAUUACCAGAUCAGCAGCAUGGGAUUCUCUGCGACCUACCAGGCCCUCAAUAGCACUGACAAUCCCUGUGGAUUUGGAGAGCUUUCCUGCCAGGAUGGAGUGUGCAAGGACUUUGACCGGGUGUGUGACAGCUGGAGGAACUGCAGUGAUGGCAGUGACAAAGCCAACUGCAGCAGCCUCUCCCACCUCCCCUUUGGUGAGGACGUUGAGCCUGCCUGCGAGCCCAUUCAGGUGGAAAUGUGUCAGGGCCUCAGCUACAACACCACCGCUUUCCCUAAUACUUUGAUGACCCUGGAUAGUCAACAGGAAGUUGAAGAGAUGCUGAAAGGAUACAAGACCCUGACAGACCUGCCCUGUUACCAGCCUUUCCGAAGACUUCUAUGUGGGCUGCUCCUGCCUCACUGUACCCCCUCAGGAGGGAUCCUCCCACCCUGUCGCCCUGUCUGCCUAGAAGCUGAACAAUACUGUCAGCCUGAUCUGGAGCCACUGGGCAUCUCCUGGUCCUUCGACUGUAAAAGUCUACCUGAUACCUCUGACCCAGCAGGGUGCACGUGGCCCUGAGCCCCUUAGGAGGCCCUCCCCCACCCUCCACCUCACCUUGGCCUCUGAUCUCCACCAUAAUCAAGUCUGGGUACCUGGAGUGUCUGACUCCGCCAGCCCCUUCUAAAGCUAAGGGAGCGGGAAGAUGGGAGGCAGAGCAAUGCUGGAUUGUUCUCUUUGCUUCUUACUCCCUCUUUCCCCCUAGCAAUUGCUUCUCUCUUAUUACUCCACUUUUUCCCCCCAAGUUUUCUCCUGUGCAACUCACUCCCCAGCUAUUUUAUCACUUUUCCCUUCCUGGGUCCUUUUCUCUUCUUUGUUAUUCUGUUUCUCCGCUUUUUG